UGUGUAGUGGUAACCACGAGAGCAAGAAUUAUAUAUGAGACAUUAUUGCCAGUAACAAAAACACGAGGUGGUAGUUUUACCUACAGUUAAGACAGAAAAAAGAAAAUAAACUCAUUUCCUCCAUUGAUGAAGGCAAUUGUGCUCCAGUUGUCAGGGUUCAAGCGACAAUGUCAGUCCACAGUUUAUCACCAGUACCCAGAAGCAGACUCAGUCCAAACAUGUCUGUUUGCCCCAAUUCAAGGUUAGCUGAUCUCGACUUGAAUGAGGGGCAUAGGCACAUUUUAACCAGUUCCUUCAGCUUGGAAUCAAAACAGUGUCUAGGUAAGGAAAUUCUUCCUCAGAUGUGCAAUACGAUUAGAAAAUUACAAAGAUCCAUUGACUCCGAAAGAAAACGGAACCAGAGAUUACGUUUAGCUCAGUCUAAGGAAUUACAUAUGAAAAGACAAACCUGGGAGAAAGAGAAAUGGCAGUGCUUACAUGAUCUUGAAGGAAUGUUGCUGGAAAACCAGCAGCUUGAACUGAAUCAGGUUAUUGAACGGCUUCGCAAGGAAAAAGAUAAUGAACUGAAUGAAAUCUUGAAAUACAAAGAUGAAGAGGUGAAGCAAUUGAAAAAAUUGUUUGUUCUUGAGAAAGAAGACUCCAUCCGAAUUGCUUUAGAGCUUGAAAAAUCUGAAAUAUUCGACACUGUAUACAAACAGGAUAUUGAGUGUUUGAAAAAGGAAAUCGAAUUUCUACAGUCUCAGAUUAAAUCUCUCGGUGACCAAUAUUAUAAUAAAUGUUUAGAAAAUGAUGAAUAUCAGCAACAGUUAAAUAAUAUUAAGGAGAGAAUUCAAACUGAAUUUCUGGAUAUUUUUCAAAGCAGCAAUAAGCUUGUCUCUCUUCGUUAUUUAGAGAAACUCAAAAGUCUUGAAAAAUUAAUAUUUGGAGAUAAAAGUAAUUCGUUUUUACUUGAACACAGUUUCGGCUCUCGCUCGAACUGUUUUGGAAAUCUGUCUGUGGGCGAAACUCCAAGAACUUGUGGAACAAUGAACAAAAGGCUUUUUGAAGAGAAGGAGAAACCCCUACAGAAGAAGGUAGGAGAACUUCAGUCUCAGGUUCUCAAACUUGAAAGGAAAACCAUGCUUCUGAAGAAUGAAAAUGAAUCAUUGAAAAGGAAACAAGAAGAUUACAAAUCUCGUGAAGAAAAGCUAAAGUCCUUCCGUAAGAGAAAUGCAGAAUUAGCAGCUGUUGCUCGAAGACUAGAGGACAAAGCAAAGAUUCUACAGCAGCAAAACCUCAAGAAAUCUGGUGAAAGCCAUGAUACAGAAUCAGUUAGAAAACAAUUUCAAAAACAGAGAGCACGAGAACAUGCUGAGUAUUCAAAGAGUUUAUUGGCGAAAGAGAAAGAAAUUGAAGAAUUAAAAAGGCAAUACCAGAUAUUAGCAGAAAAAAUUAGCUCCAUGUCAAAACAACUUCCACAGAAUUCUCGUCUUUAUGAAGAUCAAGAAGAACUCGAAGCAAUUAUUAAGCAAGCUGCCAAAGAGAGGCUCCAUUUAGAAAAACAGUUAGUCAGGACAAAAAUGUCAGUCUCUUCUCAGGUGAAUUCCUGUGACAUCAGCCAAGAGAAUGGAAAAACUAAUAUUUCCCUUGACAUUCAAAAGGAAAAACUUCAGCAAUCCUUUAAACAGUUGGCAGAGCUGGAACAAAAUAACAAAGAGCUCCAAUCAGAGAUUUCCCUCCUUAAGGACUCUUCGAAGACCAAACAACUGGAAUCGGAGUUGUUGGAUACAACAUUAAAAAAUAACCAACUUGAAGAAAACGUUGAACGACUAGAAAUGAAGCUCCAAGAAUCUGAAUCGGUUAGUGAAGAAUGUACAACGCUGAAGCUAAGCUUGAAGCAACAAGAGCAAGAAUGUGAAAUAGCCAAGGAAAAGAUUGCUUCACUGGAGGCUAAAAUUUCUUCCCUUCAGCAAAUUAUAAAGGAUCUUCAGAAAUCUGAUGAGCAGUUGAAAAUCCUUGAUGCUGAACAUAAACAGACUUUGCAGAGACUGUCGAUGAAAAAUGAAGAAAUUCAAAAAAUGGAUGAAGCUAAAAAUGUGAUAGAGCAUCAACAUAACGACACAAUUGAAACACUAAAGUCACAGCUAGGACAACUGGAGCACAAAUACCGGAUGCAAGAAUUGAAGCAAGAGGAAUUGAACAUAGAGUUGACAAUGUUACGAGAUCAAAGGCAAGCAGCUAUCAAUGCCCCCAAAUCAGAUAAAAGCAGUCUUUCUCAAGAAUCUAUCCUUGUUGAACCCCCAGACCAAAGAACGCCUCACAACAUGAGUAAACCACCUGGACGUCUGCUAGCAGACAGCCGUUUACCUGCAAUGGUUGGAUCAGGCCAGGUCCAGGUGUACAUUGCCAAGUAUAACUAUGAUCCUUUCCAAUUCUCACCUAACGAAAACCCUGAAACAGAACUGGCCCUUAAUUCAGGCGAUUACGUUUUUAUCAAUGGAGAGAUGGAUGAGGAUGGAUUUUUUGAAGGAGAACUGAUUAAUGGAAGUAAGGGUCUUGUUCCAUCCAAUUUUGUUGAAAAAGUUCCAGAUGUAGACUUGAUUGACUUUUCUUCCAUCUUGGUUGCCUCGGGGCACCACUCCGAUGAGAGUGUCCUCAGCGGCCUCAGUACACAGCCAGACCUGGAUUUCAAUAGCAGCGAUGAAUCAGAGAAAUUAUCAGCAAUAAUGAAACCUCCAGUUCUAUUUCCAGAUGAUAAAGUACCAUUUUCAAACCUUGACUCAUUGAUUGAUCUUGGAGAUAUUGAAGAAGUAGAUGAAGAUUCUCAUUCAAAGCUUUUGGGGCUCACAGAUUAUUCUAAUUUUGAUAAAGGAACAGUAACAAUCUUCCCUCACAAGUUGAACCUGGAUCGUCAGUUAACUAACAGCGUGUUGAUAUCAUGGGUAGCCCCAGAAGUCGACCGGAAUGUAGAAAUAAUUUGCUAUCAGGUGUUUGUUGACAAUAAAUUUAAGAUCUCAGUGAAAAGGAAUGAAAGAACGAAAGCUUUAUUAGAAGACAUUGAUUCCAAAAAGACUUGUCGAGUCUGUGUAUUAUGUUUAACGACACUCGGCAGAUCAGCGCCACAACAGUGUACAAUGUUAGUUGGUAAAGAUGUUAUUCCAGUUCCUUCCGAUUUGAAAGUCAGUCAUAUAUCAGCUAAUGGUGCAGUCCUUUCUUGGUUGCCUGGCAACAGUAAUUACCAACAUGUCAUCUGUGUCAACGAGCAGGAAGUACGGGUUGUGAACCCUGGAGUUUAUGAAUAUAUUUUGACAGGCCUAACUCCAGCUACAUCACAUACAGUCUCUGUUCGAGCCAAAAGUCUUCUGUCUAAUUUUGAGGAAGAACGCAGUGACGAAAGGAAAGAACAACUCACAGAACGGAUAGAAUUUAAAACUUUAGCUGGAGGUUUACCUGAUCCUCCCCUUGAUGUUCAAGUCGAAGUGGGACCACAAGAAGGUACUGUCCUGCUAACAUGGCUUCCGGUAACAAUCAAUGCAUCUGGAAUUUCUCCAUCUGGCAUCAUCAAAGGUUAUGUCAUAUAUGCUGAUGGCAAAAAGUUAAAGGAAGUCAACGGUCCAAUAAAUGAUCACAUAUUACUCACGAGCAACGAUUGUUGUGGUCGCAUGCCUGAUCGAUUAACUGUACGCACAUUGGCAGAUAACAACGAGGAAUCUGUCGACUCUCAAGGGGUGAUUUUACCGCCAAAUCUUCUCAAGGAAAUGGCUGCCAAAACAGCUAAAAACAUUGCCUACGAAGCAGUUGCAGCUAGGAAGUCAAACUCUUACAGUGAAAAAUAUGAGGAAUAUACCAAUGACACUGAUGAGGAAAUUGAAGCUGCAUUUAGAGCAUGCUCCGACAUGGAGGCUGGAGCCAGUACAAAGAAGGCUGCACGCAUUAACAUAUUCUCUGGGCAUGAGCGUGGUAGUAGUGGCUCCGAACUUUCGGACAUUGCCGAGGUUGACGAAGAGCCAGAGGGCGACACCACACUGGCGCCGCUGGUUGGUUAUGGCACAGGACCUGCGAACAGCUAUUCUAAUGGAAUUAAGGUUCCACCAGACAGAUCUGCAUUCCAUUCUCCAGUUCGAAGACCAUCCAGUAAAGCUAGUGAUAGAAGAUCUUCACAACAUGGUAUGACCAUUCCUGCUAUAGAAAUAACAAGAGACAGUAGUACAGAAAGAGGCAAUUCGUUUGAGGAUGAGGAAGAACCAAAUUUACAGAAGAGAAAAUCCAUAGAAGACAAAACGAAAGGAUUCUCACGUAAAAAAAUAGAUGAAGUCGACUGCUCUUUUACAUCUCCCAACAACAGUUCAAUACCCAAACAGAAAGACAACCCUAUAGAAAAAUGUUCAGCAAAUUCGAGUCAGCGAUGGCGGACAGAAAUCAUACCUGACCGAAUAUUAGGCUCUCCCAAUUCAGUUAAGGUCAGACCGAGCAGUUCGUGUCAGGACUCCGAUAUAUAUUAUGAAGACAACAGUAACGUCCGACGAGGAAUUGACAGUUCGAUGCGGUUAUUUGUAGCCUUGUUUGAUUAUGACCCCGCUGUCAUGUCACCUAACGCAGACGGAUCAGAUGCAGAGCUUCCGUUCCAAGAGGGAGAUUUUAUCAAGAUAUUUGGCGAUUGUGGUGCCGAUGGAUUUUACAGAGGAGAAGCAAACGGCAAGCUUGGUUACGUACCUGGCAACAUGGUUACUGAGGUGAAGGUCAGGGACCCUGAUGUGGUGCAGCAGCUGUUAAAAGACAAUACCAGCACGUCCAGUGGAGAGAGCAGUAGUACUCCUGCCAAAGAAAAUUUUCUUUCCAAAUCACUAUACAGAAGCGCUGACCUCACGAACUCUGGCCUAGGCCCCGGCAAACUUAUGGUUGCUCUUUACGACUAUGACCCUCGGGAGCUCUCACCUAAUGUCGAUGCUGAGGUGGAACUGGCAUUCAAAGUUGGAGAUUUUAUUACAAUCUAUGGCGACAUGGAUGAUGAUGGUUUCUUUAUCGGUGAAAUGAAAGGACGAAAAGGUUUGGUGCCUUCUAACUUCAUUCGAGCAGCUACCAUGUCUACCGAAGAACUCCACAGGGACAUUGAUGUUCGAGAUGAAGCACGGGAUGAUUCCCACAGGAAAUCCAAAUUGUCACUGAAAAUUGAGCCAGAAUUAAACAGAAUUCCUGGCAUGGGAAGCAAGUCGCUGUCUGAAUGUAAACUUGAUGGAGGCGUCCGCCCAGCUUCUGCUCCUCACUCUGAUGAAGAUCGGAAGACCAAACGCAAGGGAGGCCUGUCUUCGGCUCAUAGCAUGAGUUCUAUGGGAGCUGGACUCCUUUCUAAAGGGAAGAACAUUUUCAAAAAGUUUACCAGAUAAUACACAACAGUUCCUCUUAAAGUGACAAUGAAACAAAUCUGGAAAAAGAAAGAGAUUAAAAACAAACAAACAACAAUAACAACAAAUGGAAUACGAAAUAAAACAUAACAAAACCCGGCAAAAAACACACCAAUUACAGUUGGUUUACCUGCCAAAUAUCUUGAUCUUGGUAAUGAAGCAGAACAUGGAAAUUCCAUGUCAUAUUAUUACAACAACUACUACUACUACUACUAACAAGACAAGUGUAAAAAUAAAACGGAGCUGGAUGAAGCCAUUGAAUCAAUGGUAUAACAGCUUAAAUAUGAUCUUUUGGGGUUUUUUUUUUUUUUUUUUGUUUUCUUCAACUUCAACUGACCAAAACAUCAAAGAGAUUGUCCUUUAUUUUAUAAUUUAUUUAUAUUUUUGCUCAGUGCCAUCUUCACGGACACAUACACACCCACGCAGAUGGGAAUUGAAUUGCUAAAAGAAACAGAUUAUAAAAGAAAACAAAAAAAAAGGCAGAAAGACUGAGAAUUGGAUUUUUUUUUUUUAUUUACUGAUUCGAAAAAUGAAGAUUUUUGAAUAAACUUUCAAAUUCCUAAAUAAAUUGGUGUGAAUGUGGUGGUGGGUUUGAUCCAGCAGUGAUAUGCGAUUCAGAAAAAUUAUCUGAAUAAACUGAAUAAGGAAAGAAAUGAAAAAAGCAGGGGUUGCAUUUUCCAGCCCCUUAUCUUCUCCCCAUGGUGGAUGCCUGAGCAAAAACUACUAAUUUGAAACCAAAAGCCUACCAGAUAAUUUCUUCGAUAACGAAAUCGCCGAAGGUUGAAGAGACGAUGAUGAUGACAAUGACGAUGAUA
Messenger RNA from Octopus sinensis (East Asian common octopus), 6196 nucleotides. RefSeq names its product RIMS-binding protein 2. The record is from RefSeq and is a predicted model, not a curated record. Gene Ontology annotation, biological process: neuromuscular synaptic transmission. Lineage: Eukaryota; Metazoa; Mollusca; Cephalopoda; Octopoda; Octopodidae. The coding region runs from base 168 to 5363 and encodes 1731 amino acids. Gene Ontology annotation, molecular function: protein binding. The transcript is spliced from 31 exons.